Hemibagrus wyckioides is the source of this 771-nucleotide messenger RNA. Its product is annotated as lactose-binding lectin l-2-like. Gene Ontology annotation, molecular function: signaling receptor activity. The record is from RefSeq and is a predicted model, not a curated record. The transcript has 7 exons. The coding region runs from base 88 to 591 and encodes 167 amino acids. NCBI's taxonomy places the organism in Eukaryota, Metazoa, Chordata, Actinopteri, Siluriformes, Bagridae.
GGCACUAUAUAAGCAUCACCACUUACCUUAAUUUGUUAUAUCAAGUAAGAAAAGACUGCUGAUUAGAUUGCAUCAAAAUUUAGAACUAUGGCUUGUCAGACCAAAGUGGUGAUGCUUCUUAUUCUCGCCACAGUAGCUUUGGCAACCAAUUUUGAUGAGCUUGUGAAAGUAAACAGCGGAGGUUACUCAAGCUGUCCAUUUGGCUGGGUGGAAUACGGCGGACGUUGCUUCACAUAUCAGGCCCACAGUUUGAACUGGGCUUCGGCUGAGAAGCACUGUCUGAAUUAUGACGGACACUUGGUCUCAAUACACAGUGAAGAUGAAUAUCAGCUGGUUAAGGCUCUUAUCCGUGCUCAUGACCACAAUGAGAAUCCAACAUGGAUCGGCCUCAGUGGCUGUCAGAAGAUGUUUGACUUUUUUUGGUCUGAUGGCACCAAACUCACUUUUACUAAGUGGGAUUUUGGAGAACCAAAUUUUCUAUUCGGAGAGUGCUGUGUGAAUGUAAAUUGGCCUUGGCCUGGCACUAAGAGAUGGAAUGAUGUUCCAUGUCUGUGGAGCUAUCCCUUUGUGUGUGCCAAGAAGAUUUACUGAAAUGCGCCCUGCUUCACCUUGCCUUAUGUUGGAAAAAAUAUUUUCUUUCACUGAUGGAUGUAAAAAAAAAACAUUUAUUAAGGCAAUUUACACAAUUAUUUUCUGUUUUCCAUGAAAAGUUAUCAUUUUGGUGUUAUUUUGAAAUGAACUCUUGAAAAAAUAAAUCCAUCUAUCCCACAA